AUGAGAUUCGCCGACGCCUCGGUCCUAGCGAUGCUGCCCGCCACUGGCCUCGCCGCCUGCAGCAGCGCCUACCCGGCCAACGAAAUCAGCGGCACGCUACUUCGCACAGUCGUGCUCAACAUGGGCAGCGACGCCGCCAACGUCACCGCCGCCGAGUACGACCAGUACUUUGAGCAGGGGAGCGCUCUCGAGGGCGUGGAGGCCGUCAUCGCCGCCAGCCAGUUCUACAUCAACCUGUGGGCCAUCCCGGGCACCGAGGCCGCCUUUCGGAACGUCAGCCAGUGCCUGACCGACGGCUAUCUGGUCAAUCAGGUGCCCUGGCUGUAUUAUAACGCCACCACUGCGAGCUGGUGGGGCGGCUACGAGGCUGAAACCGAGGCCGACAGCUACGACGCCGCCGCACUCUCUGUCGUGACAGGCCUCAUCGCCGGCCACAUGGUGCGUUUCUGGGACACUAACGGUGACGGCUACACCGACCUCAUCGAUGCCGAUUACCUCGAGGGAGUCACGGUCGACACCGUCACUGAGAACGCCAACGGCACCUACUCGGUCUACCGCGGCAACAUAGACGCUGCUAAUAAGACGCCCUACGAAGGCACUAUCUUCGACGGCGACUAUUUCGACGCCGCCGGCCCGCUUAUCCUUGCCGCCAACUUCGACACCACUAUUGCGACUGGCGACGUCGCCCUCUUCUGGUACAGCCCUACCGGCUGGGCCAUGAAGCGCGCACAGGAGGUCAACGGCCUCUUCGUCGACGGCGCGGACCACACCUCCUACAACAUCGACGGCGUCGUCUACGAAGACGCCCUGCGCUUCUCCCGCGACAACCUGUUCAUCUCCAACCGGCCCGGCGAGUUCACUGAUGCCCAAAAGUACUUCCAGUUUACCAACGACUCGGCCCUCGGCCUCAACGUCAGCCUCUGGCUCGUGCCCGUCACCAACACCACCGAGACCGGCGCCCCCAUCGGCAUGACGAGCGGCAGCAACUCGCGCUCCUUCCUGGAAAGGGCCGUCACCCAGGUCCAAGCCCGGCUGGACAAUGUGACUAUCAGCACCGACGGCGCCGACGUCCCGUCUACCCAGGAGUGGGUCAACCAGACCGUUUUCGACCAGUUGGACGAAGCCAUCGCCAGGGCCAACCUGUCGCUCUCCCUUUCUAACAGCUCGUCCUUUCUGCACGACUACCAGGUCUACGUGCUGUACCAGACCCUCGAUGGCAGCAGCAACGACAUUGGCGCCGAGUUCACCGGCUUUAGCUAUACCGGCUUCGAGACGGAGGUGCAAUUCGGAACGGCCUGA
Messenger RNA from Diaporthe amygdali, 1299 nucleotides. RefSeq lists its product as uncharacterized. Bases 1 to 1299 code for a protein of 432 amino acids. Lineage: Eukaryota; Fungi; Ascomycota; Sordariomycetes; Diaporthales; Diaporthaceae. The transcript has a single exon. The record is from RefSeq and is a predicted model, not a curated record.